GCUGCGUCAUCACGUGACUGCGAACGAAACCGAACUUGCUUUUGUGACUUCCGACUGCGGAGAUGAUGUUUGGACACUGAUGAUUACACCUGAUUUACCACGAAAGUUUUACUUUUAAAAACCCGCAAAGUUUAUAUAAGGGAAGCGUACAUGUGUCGGUGCAAAGAUGGAAAUCAAAAGCGGACCCCGCUACACAAAUGUGAAUGAUUACCUCGGAGGACAGUAACCUAUAGACAGAGCUCACCUGCGUAUAACCUGCCCUCGUGAUUAUUAAAGAUGUCAGGUGGGAACCUCCUCAGCAAAGUCCGGUCCGCCUUCAGGAGGGAGCGGAGCGACUGGGACCUGAGCGACUCUGCGCCCUUUGACUUGAACGAUGAGCUGGGGGACGAUGAGACGCCCAAAUUCAACAAGCUGAAGGUGGUGGUGUCCGGCGAGAUGUCAGACUACUCUGCCGGAGCUCCGUCCAACGGGGUGGCGGUGAACACGAUGGUGGUGGCGGAUGAUGAUGAUGACUCCCUGCUCGACUCCUCUUCGAGCCUGGGCAGCCCCGGGGUAAAUAUGGACCCCUGUGACAACUGCACCAAGAAGAGGGAGAGGAUCAAGCACAGGAGAGUGAUGAAGAGACUUGUCAUUGCAGCUUUGCUGUAUUUUGUUUUCAUGAUAGGUGAAAUUAUAGGUGGUUAUGUGUCAAACAGCUUAGCCAUCAUGACUGACGCUUUGCACAUGCUAGCAGACGUGGUGGGCAUUUUGUUUUCUCUCCUGGCCCUCUGGCUGUCCACCAAGCCACCCACCAAGAGAUACACUUUCGGACUGCACCGCCUUGAGGUGGUAUCGGCGGUCCUCAGUGUGGUGCUCAUCUACGUUCUGACGGCCAUUCUGCUCUAUGAGGCAGUUCAGAGGACGGUGCACCAAGACUUCAACAUAGAUGGAGAUGUCAUGCUCAUCACUGCAGCUGUGGGGGUGGCUGUCAACCUUAUAAUGGGUUUCUUAUUAAACCAGGGUGGUCAUCUCCACUCUCACGGCCAUGGUCACUCUCACGGCUCUGCAGCUGCCUCAGGUUCACAGUCAGCUGGGUCAGGUCAGCAACAGAGGCCGCACGGCAGCCUGGCUGUCAGAGCGGCCUUCAUCCAUGCUUUGGGUGACCUCCUCCAGAGUGUCGGGGUGCUCAUAGCUGCCUACAUUGUCCGCUUCAAGCCGGAGCUUAAGUUGGCAGACCCCAUCUGUACCUAUAUCUUCUCUGUUCUGGUUCUCUUCACUACAUUACGCAUCAUACGAGACACAGUAGUUAUUGUGCUGGAGGGUGUUCCCAGGCACCUGGACUCUCAGCGAAUCAAAGAGGACCUCCUGAAGCUGGAGGAUGUCCAAUCAGUUGAUGAGCUGAAUGUCUGGGCACUGACGGCUGACAAGACUGCAGCACUAGUGCAUCUCCAGCUCACGCCCUCUAGUGCUAGCAACUGGGAGGAGGUUCAGGCGAAGGCUCGCCACCUGUUGCUUCACACCUAUGGUCUCAGCAGGUGCACAGUGCAGGUGCAGACACACAGGCAGAGGCCCGUGCGCACUUGUUCACACUGCCAGCAGCUCAGCGCCUAAAGAGAGACUCGCGCUCACAUGGACUUCCACGGUGCAUUUUAUGGGGCCAGGCGGCAGAGAAAACCGUAAAUAGAGGGCUUGGAUGGAUGUCACACCACUGUCACAGUUCAGUGCCUCAGCAGGAGCCACAGUAUAUGGUGUGCAAGUGGAAAAAGACUGGUGCCAAAGGACAGUCCGUGAAACAAGGGCAGAUGCAAAUUUCUAAUUAAAGGAUCACGACAGCCUCACGAGACUGUGUGCUCUUACGCUUGCAAAGCUUUUGGAGUGGAGGUUGAAUGCUUCAGCUGAGAAGAAUGGAAAAAAAAAAACACGCUCUUAAUUCACCAUUAAAGCCUAUUCCAGGAGGUAACUUUUUUUUUUAUAUUUUACUGUUUGAUUGGUCACAACUGAUGUUUUGUCAUCAGAUGUAUAUUUAACUUUUUGUUGGUAGGUGUGAGGACUAAGGUUUUAUUACUUUACUAAGGAUGUCAGCAAAUGAAAAGGUACCUCAUGUCAUUUGAUAAUUACUGUGGUCACAGUGCAUAUAAGCUGUACUCCUCACCACUGUCAUAAGUGAGGCUAAAAACCUUUAUCAUUGUGUCCCUUUAGCAGACUUAAAAUUUAUCAAAUUAACCUAAUCUUUAAUACUCUUCAGCCAAAGUCUGUUGUAAGGCAGAUUUUUUUUAAAAAGACAACAACCUUAGAUAUUCUUGGGGUAGUCUAUAUUGGCAGCACUGACCAACAAUUAAAAUAACUUGACACUUUUGACGUUAAUAUUUUAUUCUAGCAUGUCUCUUAAUUCAUUGUGCUGAACAGGCAACUGACAAUCAAAGUGUGACUGACUUUGAAUAAUGGUAAAAGCCACAGUUGAACGGUUGACCCGACUUCAGUGUGGUUUCAGCCUUACACUCUACGCUCAGCUUUUUUUUUUUUUAUAUCAUUAACUGACAGUGUAAUAAUGCAGGCAGGUUUGUGAAAUCUUCAGUAUUUCAGCGUUGCAGUGUUUUGACGGAAGAAGGUGAGAGUUGUAUUUUGCCAGUAAUGGUGGUUAUAGUGUUUUCUCUGUCCAGUGUUGAGAGGCUAUCGGGGGUUGCAAACUUUUCCGCGUCUCUGAUAUUAUCAUCAAAGGAUAUCAGGAACUGGAUCACUGUUUUUGUUUGUAAUAAAGUAUUUAAUCUUU
Toxotes jaculatrix (banded archerfish) is the source of this 2749-nucleotide messenger RNA. It is a transcript of the gene slc30a4, whose product is annotated as solute carrier family 30 member 4. The record is from RefSeq and is a predicted model, not a curated record. Gene Ontology annotation, molecular function: zinc ion transmembrane transporter activity. Lineage: Eukaryota; Metazoa; Chordata; Actinopteri; Toxotidae. Gene Ontology annotation, cellular component: plasma membrane. The coding region runs from base 277 to 1590 and encodes 437 amino acids. The transcript has 8 exons. Gene Ontology annotation, biological process: response to zinc ion; zinc ion transmembrane transport.